Molecule: messenger RNA, 1966 nt
Organism: Mizuhopecten yessoensis (Yesso scallop)
Lineage: Eukaryota; Metazoa; Mollusca; Bivalvia; Pectinida; Pectinidae
Product: interleukin 17-like protein
Exons: 2
Coding region: 6-593 (195 amino acids)
Biological process (GO): inflammatory response
Cellular component (GO): extracellular region
Molecular function (GO): cytokine activity
Source: RefSeq, a predicted model, not a curated record
AAAAUAUGACGUCAACGACAUGUUAUGUGAUGUUUGUGCUGUACAUGGUCAUUUGUACAAUAAUUCACGGGACCAAAGGUCACAUAGAUUGUCAGGAGCCGGAAGUGAUGCCCUCAUCCGGGACCCCUAUCACAGGUCUGGAGAGUGAUACAUUGGCGAUGCUAGAGUCCUACAACAGAGGUAUUAUAAAGGGUGUACCUUGUAUCUUCAAUAACAUAACACGCGAAUUAGUGAGUACCAGCAUGACUACCCAGCCCAACUUUGUAGCUGAUAUGGAUAGAGGUGUGUGCCCAUGGCGAUAUCAUAGGAACACCGACCCAAAUAGAAUCCCUAAUGUCCUGUACGAGGCCCGUUGCUCAGCAACAAAUUGUGAUGGCUGCCAAACAGACUCCCAUAAUCUGUCAGGCAAUAAAUGCAAGGAGAUUUACUUUUACAUCAGUGUCCUCAGACGAGUGGGCUGUAUCGACAACGUCUACCGAUACAGUACUGUACUGGAACCCCUUUCAGCGGGAUGCACCUGUCUGGGCCCUGCCCCAUCAAGUCAUAUAGGGAUUUCAAAUACCGCAGGCCCUGGACUUAAAGCAAAUAACUAGAUUUGUCUUGGUUGUAACGCGAAAGGCCAAUGAUGAUUGCAAUAGUGGCAUUAUUCAAUUCUGCAUGGUUGAUGGACAAGGUAUUGGAUGAAAUGGCGUUAUGACUAACAUUUCGAAGUGUGAGCAUUAGGUAUUUCUGAAACGUAAUGUGUAUACUUGUUAAACUUGAAUGCUGCAUGUUGAAAAAAUAUGAACUGUUUUCAAAGUAUGAGAAAAGCAAUAUGAAAUCUAAAAGCAUAACAGGAAAUCUAGUGCUCCAUGCUUUCAUUUUUGAAAUAUUCCUGUCGUGAAGUUGUCAUUCAUAUUGCCUAUGAUUAUCAUUUACAGCCAGUUAAAUGAUUUAUCUUGAUGUCGCUUUACCUUUGUUUUGUUUCUAGAGUCAUCUUUCCGUUUGUUAAAUAUUCAUAAAGAUGUUUUUAUGGAGUCUACCUUUGAAACGUACUUCCUAUUUUAGCAUAGGUAAAAACAAGCAUCGCUAUAUAGUCACAGUGUUAUGGUUAGAUAUUCAUAGAGUGUCUAUAACCUUUACUAGUGUCACUGUGGUCUUAGACAGAGUAACUGUAUAAUUGUACUAUUGCAUUGUGGUUAUAUAUACAACGGGUAGUUAUGUAACUGUAUUUGUGGCGGUAACAUCAAAGGAUCUCACUGGUUAAUCAAACAAUGAUCAAUUGUACCGUUUAGAUUUAAAUGUUUUAAAGAUAAGGGGAAUGUAAGCGAUAAAUGCAUUUAUCACUUAGAUUUGUAUGUGUUAUAGUCUAUAUGAUAUGCCUGUCAUACUAUAUGCUUGUGUGCUUGUAAUUACAGCGUGGUUAUUAAUAGAAAUGUGAAACUUCAGCGAAUACAUAGUAGCUAAACAAAGCAUCCAUAAAAAGCAAACAAUUAUGGUUCGUUCAUAACAUUAUAAACAACAUAAGCUAUACUGUCAUGAUCUUUUGUAAUGCAUGCAUACAUGAAAUACCUAUCUAGACGGUUAGUUAUAUAGACCUAUACACCGGUCUAAACAUUUCACCCACAAACCUGCUAUAAUUAACUUACGGUAAUCAUAUAUCCACUACCAAACUUAAUGACCCACCCUGCCAGCAAACAGAUUUUUUUUGUGAAACAACUUGUUUAUUUUGGAAAUUUGUCAUUCUAAGAACUUGUUAUUUUAUGACGUUUUAGUGGAAAUGUAAUGCUCGAAAUUCGAAGAUUUACAUAACCUUUAAUUAGUAUCAUUCUCAUUGCAUGCAAAAUUAUUGUCAAACAUUAAAUAUUGUACUCUAUACAUUUAUUUGUCAUCUGUAUUUACAAGCGUUUCAUUCAAUUAUCAGUUAUAUAAUACUGAUCUCCUUCGCUGUCUUGCAACGGGUCUCACUCAGAUACAUAUGUAUAAA